AUGGUCUACACAGAAGAAAAACCUGAAGCGUUCCAAUGGCGUGAAUAUUGGGAGUUUGCAAGUAAAAAAGAUCAAGCAGUUCGCUGGAAAUCACGCAAACAAAAUCAUGGUCUUUUUCUAGAUGAUGAUCAAGAGUUUUUUUUGGAUGAUUCGGUUGCGUUUGAUGAAAAUGAUGAUGGCAAUCCCUAUAUGUUUCAAGAUAAGAAUAUAGCUGCGCUAUUCACAUCAUAUCGUUUAAAUGCACAGAAAAUGGCACGGGAAUCGGUUUAUCUAUCGAGACAGAUUACCAUGAAAUAUUCUGAUAACUUCUCGGAUCUGCAGAUUGAACAAUUUUCCAGUGAUACUCUAGUAGAUUUUCAUAAACAUAUGCGCAAUACAUAUAUAAUUAAAAACAAAAUCACACAAAGCGUAAAGGCGAUAUUUCGAGAAUGCAUUGAGAUUGCACUUGAUGAAGAUUUCGGGCCGAAAGAAGCAGAAAAAACUUUAGAACGAUCAUUCACAAAGUCUUUUGAUGAUCCUAUUGACCAGAAAAAGUUCGAAAGGAUGCGAACGAAAAAUAUUUCUAUUAAGCUACUGAAAGACCUUCUUAGUGAGGGCACUCUGACUAUCAACAUUAUUAGUCUGCCAAACACUGCCAGUAUGAGCGCAAAAGUCCGUAAAUUUGCCAAUUUAGAUUCUUCACGAGCAAAGCAACCAGACAUGAUCGGCAAUGUUGUAAACAACAACAAAUCUAAAUACGAAAUGAUGUUUGGAGAGAUUAUAGGAGAAGGGAAAAACAAUAGCAUAAAGAAAAACAACUUGGAUCUUAUCAAGCUAGGCAUUUUCAUGAAGGAUGCCCUUGAUAUUCUCAUUAAGAAGACAGGAAAGAAUCAUAUAACUCGCGUAGCAAACAAUUGGUAA
This is a messenger RNA of Scutellospora calospora, 900 nucleotides long. The record is from the annotation of a GenBank genome assembly. NCBI's taxonomy places the organism in Eukaryota, Fungi, Glomeromycota, Glomeromycetes, Diversisporales, Gigasporaceae.